GCAGUAACAACAAACAACAAGAACAACACUAAAUACAAGAGCAAACUAUUUGUUUAUUAUAAGACUAACUUUACGAGGUCGAGGGGAGCUUCAACUGCAAGCCAUGAUGUCUUCUUGCUAAUAUGGCCAUAUACGGCGCAGCCGCAGUCGUCUUACCCGAUUUACGUGCCAAGAAUUUAUGUUUGUCCAAAAUUGUGUCUUCGCAUUGCUCGCAAAUGCGGUUGACUUGCCUUCAAAUGUUUAAAUGAAUAAAAUUAAAAUUAAUAUUAAAUACCCCCGAAAAAAAGUACGACUCUUCUUCGGCCGCCUUCGCUUAGAACAACAAAAACAAUUUGGAAAUUUAGUGCAACCAUGAAUUUGGUUUUUUUUUUUCGAUAAUAGCAACAACAACAGUUUUACUGCUGGCUUCUGUUGUGGUGUGACUUUAUGCUGGAAAGAGGGGAGUAGAGGGGCGACACGUAUAGCAGGUGAAUAGUUUGAGGGUCGCUCAUAAAGAAUUCGUCAGGGGUAUUAUGUGUUGUCCAUCGUACCUUCCAUCCUCUGUCAUGCAUACGGAUGGAUUUCCCUUUCCGAAGCGAAUCACCACAAUACGUCUGCGGACCAAUAUAAAUAGCCAAACGAAUUUGGUAACGGUAUGUCAGUUCAAUUUUAAACAACCGACAGUGAUAACAAACCCCCAAAAAUAACCCAAGCCUAACAAUGAAAUCGUUCGCCGUUGCCGCUGUUGCCUCUACUUUGGCUAUCUCUGCUAAUGCCGGUUUAGCUCCCGUAGCUGCUCCCUACACCACCUUCGCUGCUGCUCCCUAUGCCGCCGCUCCCGUUGCUGCCGCUACCUAUGCCGCUGCUCCCUAUGCUGCUGCUCCUUACUAUGCCGCCCCAGCUGCCUACUCAGCUCCCUUGGUAACCAAGACCUUCGCUGCUGCCCCAGCUUUUGCUGCUCCCGCCGCUGUCUACAGCGCUGCCCCAGCUCCCUAUGUUGCUGCUCCCGUCGCUAAGACCUUUGCCGCCGCUCCCUUGGUUGCCAAGACCUUCGCUGCUGCCCCAGCCCCAGUUGUAGCCGCUGCCCCAGCUCCCGUUGUUGCUGCUGCCCCAGCCCCCGUUGUCGCCAAGGCUGUAGCUGCUCCUUUGGCUGCCCCCGUUGUUGCCAAGGCUGCCCUCGUUGAGCCCGAAGUUGUCGAUGCUCAUCCCCAAUACCAAUACGCCUACAAUGUCCAAGACACUUUGACCGGUGACUCCAAGACCCAAGAAGAGACCCGUGAUGGUGGUGUUGUCCGUGGCUCCUACUCCCUCAUCGAACCCGAUGGUUCUCGCCGUACCGUCAACUACUACGCCGAUGAUGUCAACGGUUUCAACGCUGUUGUCCAAAAGGAUGUGCCCGUUGCUGCUGCGGCCCCCGUCGUUGCCGCCCCAGCUCCAGUCGUUGCCAAGACCGCCUUUGCCGCUCCCAUUGUUGCCUAAACACAAGUUGCCACACUCCUCGCUUGACCAAUAGUAGUGAUAGAAGUGAUGCACGCCAUGGCACACCUCGUCAGACUCCACUCCAGUACCUUUAGGAAAUUAACUCAAAUUUUGCCACAACUAUUUUUUUGUUUUAUGUUUUGAAUUUUUGUUCUUCUCUCUUCGGUUAUCAUCGUUCUAUGCCAUGCAGGGCUGCCACAUAUCCAGAUCAGUUGAGUGCUCGGCAUUGGGUGUUAGCCCGUCAUUGCCAUGGGCCCAGAGAUUGAGUGCACUGAGACAUUGUUGAUUGCAGCGGUCGAACGGCUUUUCAUUUGUAAAUACUUACCCAAGUUGAAUCAUUGUCGUGUCGUUGUAAAAUUACUUUCAUCACCUAUUAUGACCAAGACAUUGAUAAUUAUUAAACAAAUUGUUAAAUAAAUCUUUUUUAUUACCAAAAAAAAA
Messenger RNA from Musca domestica (house fly), 1899 nucleotides. It is a transcript of the gene Cpr64Ad, whose product is annotated as cuticle protein 21. The coding region runs from base 700 to 1458 and encodes 252 amino acids. NCBI's taxonomy places the organism in Eukaryota, Metazoa, Arthropoda, Insecta, Diptera, Muscidae. Gene Ontology annotation, cellular component: extracellular matrix. The transcript has 2 exons. The record is from RefSeq and is a predicted model, not a curated record.